Cynara cardunculus var. scolymus (artichoke) is the source of this 3563-nucleotide messenger RNA. RefSeq names its product myosin-11-like. The record is from RefSeq and is a predicted model, not a curated record. NCBI's taxonomy places the organism in Eukaryota, Viridiplantae, Streptophyta, Magnoliopsida, Asterales, Asteraceae. The coding region runs from base 460 to 3396 and encodes 978 amino acids. The transcript has 9 exons.
AUCUGCUCAGCUUGCUUGUGAGCUUUCAUGUUCAUUCUUAAAUAUAUUCACGAGCUCUUCAAUGUAGACAAGUCUCUCCGACCUCCCAAAAAAACCCUCAAAUCUUUACUGGGUUGGACUCGCAUUGUGUCAACUCGGUUUAUAUCUCAAUCUUUCUGUGUUUAUUGAGGUUCUAAAUUCAUGAAUUGAAUUGGGUUUUUGUUAUUUAAGGUGACACGGGUAGGGUGUGUAAGAAUUGAUCUCUCGGUGAGUUGAUCGGUGUUGGGUUUGUGAAAAUUUCAAGAUGGGUGUGUUGUAACAAAGGAUUUGACCAUUUUUCCGGCAAUUUCGCCGGAGCUCCGAUGAGGUUGCAGAAUUUUGUUGAAUUAUUUCAGGAGAAUUUUUAAUUUACAAAUGUGGAUUUGAGUAACAUCAUAUACAGAUUUGAAGAGAGUGACUGAGUGAGAGAUAGGAAAGAAAAUGUUCAAGUCGGCGAGAUGGAGGAGCGACAAGAACAAGAUCAAAACUGUAAUUAAAUUGCAGUUUCAUGCAACGCAGCUAACACAGAUUGGAGGAGAUGCUUUGACAAUAUCUGUGAUUCCAGGUGAUGUCGGAAAACCAACAGCAAGGUUAGAGAAAGCAAAAGUUAGAGAUGGAACUUGCUACUGGGAAAAACCACAUUACGAAACUGUGAAGUACACUCGAGAUCAAAAAACUGGAAAGUUCAAUGAGAAAAUCUAUCGUUUUGUUGUGGCAACGGGUUCUUCUAUUUUUGGUGUUGUUGGAGAAGUUUCGGUUGAUUUUGCAAGUUAUGCUGAGGCUACAAAGCUUUCUUCUCUGUCUUUACCUCUCAAAAAUGCAAAAUCCACAAGUGUAUUACAUGUAUCGAUCCAAAGGGUGCAAGAUCAAAGGGAGGUUGAUGGAAGUGCAAAUGCAAAUGGAGAUAAUAAGAGUUUGAGGUCAGAAUUCAGCAAUGGUGAUAUAGAAGGAAGCAUUCGGGUCGAGUCUAAUGAAGAUCAUGAAGCUUUGAAUGAUAACAUUAACAGAGAUCGUGGUGCAUCCAUUGGAUCCGACAUCACGCUGUCGUGUUCGGAUAGCAGCUCGGGACUUGAUACCCCACGAGAACCCGAACCCAAGAACACGAAACUGGCUCAUGAAUCCUCAACAACAACAAUAUCUGAAGAACAUCCGAGAUCAUCGUCACAGUGGGAUUGGUUAGAUGGUUCGACUCACGAAUUAAGUACCGAUGAUUCUUCCAUGAUAAGUCCAGGAGAGACCCUUUUAAGAGAAAUAUCAGAAGAGGGUUCUCCGGACGAUAUCAUCACAAAGCUUAAAGCCGAACUUGUGGUUUUGGCUCGGCAAGCUGAUGUUUCGGAUUUGGAAUUACAGACCCUUCGUAAGCAAAUCGUGAAGGAGGGCAAAAAGGGUCAAGAUCUUUCAAGGGAAGUAGCUAAUCUUAAGGAAGAGCGAAAUGCGUUGAAGGAUGAGUGUGAAAAGAUGAAGGCGUAUCAGAAAAACGUAGAAACCAAAGUGAAAGCCGAUAAUAAGUUGUUGAUCGAAGGAGGGGAUCCUUGGGCUCUUGUUGAUGAACUGAGACAAGAACUGAAUUAUGAAAAGGAUUUGAAUUCUAAUCUCCGUUUACAACUUCAGAAAACGCAAGAAUCAAAUGCAGAGUUGAUUCUUGCUGUUCGCGAUCUAGAUGAGAUGCUGGAACAGAAGGAUUCAAAAUGUUCUAUUGCUCCGAAACCCAACUCAAAAUCCGAGAUAGAUGAUGAUGAAGAUCAAAAGGCUUUAGAAGAGAUUGUUAGAGAACACAGUGGGUUGAAAGAUGUAUAUUUACAAGAGCAAAAGAUAAUCGAUCUUUAUGCUGAAGUAGAGUCAUACAAAAGAGAUAAAGACGAGCUCGAAAUUCAGAUGGAGCAGAUUGCACUCGAUUACGAGAUUUUGAAGCAGGAAAACCACGAUAUGUCUUACAAGCUUGAACAAAGUCAACUUCAGGAACAAUUGAAGAUGCAAUAUGAAUGUUCAACAUCUUAUGCCACAGUAAACGAACUCGAAUCCCAGAUAGAGAACUUAGACAAUGAGCUCAAAAUGAAAUCUAAAGAAUUGUCUGAAUCGAUUCUUGCCAUUAGAGAACUCGAAACCCAUGUCAAGAAUCUGGAGGAAGAUUUGGAGAAUCAAGCUCACGGGUUUGAGGUGGAUGUGGAAGAUCUUAUGCAUGCAAAAGUCGAGCAGGAGCAGAGAGCCAUUCGAGCAGAGGAAAACUUGAGAAAAGUGAAACUGCAAAACGCUAGUACAGCAGGGAAACUUCAGGAGGAAUUUAGAAGGCUCUCCACGGAAAUGUCAUCGGCUUUUCAAGAAAACGAGAAUGCAGCCAUGAAAGCCAUGGAUGAGGCCAAUCAACUUCGGGUGGAGAAAAGGCAUCUUGAAGAGACGGUCAAGAAAGUCCAAGAAGACUUGCGGUAUCUUGGAGAUCACUACGAAGAUAAAUUGGUUUAUCUUUCGAACCAAAUAACCGUAAAGUCUAAACAAAUAGUGGAGAUGGAGAAACAGAUCGAAAACAUGUCUGAUGAUCUUGAACAUCAAGAAACUAGUUGCCGAGCCAAGGUUGAGAAGCUAAAAGCCGAGAAUCAGAAUCUUGAAGGUGAAAGAAAGGAUCUUGAAAAUGAGGUUCGUUUGGUUAAAACGGAACUUGAGAGUUCAAAGAAUGAGUUGAGCGAGCUGAGAAAAGUUAAGAAUGAAAAGGAGCACGAAGUUGAAAAGCUGCAAUCGGAAACAGAACGUCUGAAAUCUCGAUGCAAUGAAAUGAAACUGUUUUUUAAAGAGUAUGAAUUGGAGAAGGAAAACCUGAGGAAACAAGUAUCUCAACUGAAAGGCGAUCUCAAGAAGAAAGAUGAAGCAAUGAGUAACAUAGAGAAAAAGCUCAAGGAUGGUAAUACUCGAGCCAUGGCUUUGGAUGGAAACAAAACAAUCCCGAGAAACAAUAAACCUGUUCCUCGGAGCGCGAAAGAGGUCACCAAUAUGAAGGACAGAAUCAAAAAUCUUGAGGGUCAAAUAAAGCUCAAGGAAACUGCAUUAGAACGCUGUGAAGCUUCGUUUCUUGAGAAAGAAAAAGAUCUGCAGCAGAAAAUCGAAGAGUUGGUAAGACGAUUAAAGGUUCUUGAUCAAAACACCGAAAACCAACAGGUAUCUAGAGCUGAAAAUCCGAAUCCCGCAAUCACUAGCGAUGAUGAGAUAAAGAAGACUGGAGAUGAAGAAAUGUCGGCAUUAUUGAACAUAAACAAAUCUAUGGAAGUAGAAUUGAAGGAAAUGCAAGAACGAUAUUCGGAAAUAAGUCUAAAGUUUGCAGAAGUAGAAGGUGAAAGGCAACAGCUUGUAAUGAGCCUACGAAACCUCAAGAACACGAAGAAAUGCUAGCGAUGGUGCACGGUUUAUCUGCGUACGAAGAAAUAUGUAAAUUGGUAUAAAUGGUAUUCUUUUCUUGAUUUCUUUUUUGGGUUUUUUUUUCCCUUGAAGAUAUUACAUGUAGAUUAGCAUGCUAAUUAAGCCUCCCAAUAAUCAAUCCAUGAUUUUGUUCUACUUCC